Molecule: messenger RNA, 1357 nt
Organism: Aethina tumida (small hive beetle)
Lineage: Eukaryota; Metazoa; Arthropoda; Insecta; Coleoptera; Nitidulidae
Product: sorbitol dehydrogenase-like
Exons: 7
Coding region: 161-1237 (358 amino acids)
Biological process (GO): D-sorbitol catabolic process
Molecular function (GO): zinc ion binding; L-iditol 2-dehydrogenase (NAD+) activity
Source: RefSeq, a predicted model, not a curated record
AUCAAUAACUCUUAUCUCGUUUAAUGUCGAUUCUUUGGUCGUUCAGUUCAUAUGAAUAUGCGAUUAGAAACACAUACACACGUCACAAAACCUAUAUUAAAAAGAAGCGGAGCUGUGGCUCUCAUUCCAGUCGUGGCUUCCAAACGAAACUGUUUCAAUAAUGGCUCUACCGAAAGAUAAUCUGUCCGCCGUUCUGUACGGCAUCAACGACAUCAGACUUGAACAAAGACCGAUACCUGUUCCGAAGGACAACCAGGUCCUUUUGGCCAUGGAUGUAAUUGGAAUCUGCGGAUCAGAUGUUCACUACCUAGUGCACGGCCAAUGUGGCCCAUUCAUUUUGAAGGACCCAAUGGUAAUUGGUCACGAAGCAGCAGGUACUGUAGUAAAAUGCGGAAAGGCCGUCAAAAACCUCAAACCGGGCGACCGAGUGGCCAUCGAACCCGGCAUUUGCUGCAGACAAUGUAGCUUCUGCAGAGAAGGCAACUACCAUCUCUGCAAGGACCUGACCUUCUGCGCAACUCCCCCGGACGACGGUAACCUCGCCAGAUACUACGUGCACGACGCCGACUUUUGCUUCAAACUGCCCGACAACAUGGAUUUGGAGGAGGGAGCCCUAAUGGAACCUCUGUCGGUCGGAGUGCACGCGUGCAAGAGAGGAAACGUCAGAAUCGGCUCUGUUUGCCUGGUUUUGGGCGCCGGACCAAUCGGUUUGGUGACUCUCCUGUCCGCCAAAGCUAUGGGCGCAUCCAAAGUCAUCAUCACCGACAUCGUACAACACAGACUGGACUUGGCCAAGAAGUUGGGCGCUGACUACACCCUUCUCAUUCAGAAGGGCUGGACUGACGUCGACAUCGUGGAGAAAGUUAAGGAGUUGCUCGGUGAAGAACCCACACAAUCAUUCGAUUGCACAGGCCAAGAACAAUGCGUCAGAGUUGCAGUAUCUGCCACUAAGUCUGCCGGUACGGCUGUGCUAGUCGGCAUGGGCAAGACCGAAAUGACCCUUCCACUUGCUGGCGCCUUAGUUAGGGAAGUCGACAUCAGAGGUGUCUUCAGAUACAACAACGAUUAUCCCACAUCCAUUGAAAUGGUCAAGACUGGCAAAGUUAACGUGAAGCCACUCAUUACACAUCAUUUCACUCUUGAGCAAACUGUGCAAGCUUUUGAGACUGCGAAGACUGGUGCUGGAAAUCCCGUGAAGAUUCUUAUCCACGCCAACCCCAACUGGAAGCCAUCCUAAAUUUUUAAUAAACGUUAUGUAUUCUUUUUUAUAAACAUUAUUGGUUUGUUAUGUUACUUUGUAAAUUAAUCGUUUUAAGGCACUUUUAUACUUUGCUUACAUUAAAUAUUUGCAAUAGUA